Molecule: messenger RNA, 5414 nt
Organism: Vespa crabro (European hornet)
Lineage: Eukaryota; Metazoa; Arthropoda; Insecta; Hymenoptera; Vespidae
Gene: dbo
Product: kelch-like protein diablo
Exons: 7
Coding region: 414-2279 (621 amino acids)
Molecular function (GO): protein binding
Source: RefSeq, a predicted model, not a curated record
AUCAUGGUGUAUACGAAUGGUAUCCACGAAUCGUCUGAUAUUUGUUAAAAUGAAAGUUUACCCGCGUCGAAUACCGCGGUACGCGCAGUAGAAUAAUUUUUAACGUUUUCUUUAUGACAUUAUCUUAACGUUUCAUUAAAAAACAAAUCGUUACAUGACGAAUUUUUUUCUGAAGUAGUAUAAACGAAGACUAACUGAAGAAUUCUUUAAUGUCAGUGGGCUUGAGAACGAACUGAAAAUCUAUACAACUGCAUGACUUCCAACCAUUUAAGUUAUAGCUGUGAUACUGGCAACUAUUUUUUUUUUUUUGUAGAAAAUUGUAUUUACCUGAUAAUCAUAAAUGUAUUCAGAAAAGGUAGCACUGUAGAAGCAGAGCUGCUGCAGGUACUUUCGAUACUUGUGGUGGUCGGUGAAUGGUGUUGCAGAUAGACUCGGUGUGGGGCUGGGCGUCACCCCCACUGCGCCUCCAGCUAGCUGGAGGGACCAGGGGUGCCUCAGGGAGAACAGGGGCAAGUGUCCCAUCCUCACAAAGGAUGGGUGACAUGGUUGUAGAACGUGCUACCUCUCCAGCACGUUUAAGCCAUACAUCAGAAAAACAUCCCCGUGCUAUGCUUACUGAACUAAAUGUUCUUCGUCGUCAUAGAGAAUUAUGUGACGUUGUUCUUAACAUUGGUUCUAGGAAGAUAUUUGCACAUAGAGUCAUUCUUUCUGCUUGCAGUCCAUAUUUCAGAGCUAUGUUUACUGGAGAAUUAGCAGAAUCUCGUCAGACUGAAGUUACAAUACGUGACAUAGACGAAUUGGCAAUGGAAUUACUCAUUGAAUUUUGCUAUACUUCGCACAUCAUUGUCGAAGAAGCAAAUGUCCAAACUCUCCUUCCAGCAGCGUGCCUUCUUCAGCUAGCAGAAAUUCAAGAUAUAUGCUGUGAAUUUUUAAAACGACAAUUAGAUCCAUCAAAUUGUUUGGGUAUAAGAGCUUUUGCAGAUACUCAUUCGUGUCGAGAACUUUUACGUAUUGCUGAUAAAUUUACUCAACAUAAUUUCCAAGAGGUAAUGGAAAGCGAAGAAUUUUUGUUAUUACCUGUUGGCCAAUUAGUUGAUAUUAUAUCAUCGGAUGAAUUAAAUGUACGAACAGAAGAACAAGUUUUCAGUGCUGUAAUGAAUUGGGUUAAAUAUAAUGUAACAGAAAGAAGGCAGCAUUUAGCACAAGUUUUACAGCAUGUGCGGCUGCCACUUCUCAGUCCAAAAUUUUUAGUAGGCACUGUAGGAUCAGAUUUAUUAGUUCGUUCGGAUGAUGCAUGUAGAGAUUUAGUUGAUGAAGCAAAAAAUUACUUAUUAUUGCCACAAGAAAGACCAUUGAUGCAAGGACCCAGAACACGUCCUAGAAAGCCUACAAGAAGAGGAGAAGUAUUAUUUGCUGUUGGUGGUUGGUGUUCUGGUGAUGCUAUUGCAAGUGUUGAAAGAUUUGAUCCUAAUACUGGAGAUUGGAAAAUGGUUGCACCAAUGAGUAAACGAAGAUGUGGUGUAGGAGUAGCAGUUUUAAAUGAAUUAUUAUAUGCUGUUGGUGGACAUGAUGGACAAAGUUAUUUAAAUAGUAUAGAGAGGUAUGAUCCCCAAACAAAUCAAUGGUCGUGUGAUGUUGCACCUACAACAUCUUGUAGAACAAGUGUAGGUGUUGCUGUUUUGGACGGCUAUCUUUAUGCAGUAGGUGGUCAAGAUGGAGUACAAUGUCUUAAUCAUGUUGAAAGGUAUGAUCCUAAAGAAAACAAAUGGUCAAAAGUAUCACCAAUGACUACAAGAAGAUUAGGAGUAGCUGUUGCCGUGCUUGGUGGUUAUUUAUAUGCUAUCGGCGGGUCCGAUGGACAAUCGCCUUUGAAUACUGUAGAAAGAUAUGAUCCUAGACACAAUAAAUGGUCUCAAGUAUCCCCUAUGUCUACUAGACGUAAACAUUUAGGCUGUGCAGUAUUUAAUAAUUUAAUUUAUGCUGUGGGAGGACGCGAUGAUUGCAUGGAACUAUCCAGUGCAGAAAGAUAUAAUCCUCACACAAAUUCAUGGAGCCCUAUAGUAGCCAUGACUUCAAGAAGAAGUGGAGUUGGUUUAGCAGUAGUGAAUGGUCAAUUGUAUGCAGUAGGUGGAUUCGAUGGUACAGCAUAUCUAAAAACAAUUGAAGUAUACGAUCCAGAACAAAAUCAGUGGAAACUAUGUGGUUGUAUGAAUUAUAGACGACUUGGUGGAGGUGUGGGAGUUAUGCGAGCUCCACAAACUGAAAACUAUAUUUGGUAGCUCAGGCUACCCUCUUCAGCCCAAAUGGCUGAAACGCCAAUGACUCCUCUUACGCCGGUAACUCCUGUUACACCUGUAACUCCCCCUGCUCCAAUAUCGGUUCCUAUUGUUAUAACUAAUUCUAGAAAACGAUACCGUCGUUCAAUGAGCAUUAUAUAAAAAAAGAAUUUGCAUUUUACAAACAAAUUUUGCCUUUCUGCUGAUGAAGUCUAUUUCUUAAUGAAAUAUUUUGUAUAAAUAUUUUGAAUCAUAAUUUAUAUCAGGGACCGAAACUGAUAUCAUAAAUGUUAGUAUCAAAAAAUCACAUUCUAUAAUACUGGAUUGUAUUAAAUUGUUAUAAUAAUGAGUUAAUUUAUAGAAAUCAAAGAUGCCUCAAAUAAUACAUUAACAUAUGAUAUAACAAGAUUUGUAAUUAUGUAAUAGAUUCAUUGAAAAUCGGUUCCUGAUAGAGAAAAUUAUUUUAUUACUUAUUUUAAUUUAAUUACCAAUAUAUACAACAUCAUUAUAUGGACUUACUCUGCAGAGAUUAUCGGAAUUUUUUAGAAAAACAUUUCUAAAAUUUAAAACAGAUCUAUUUUGAAACAAAACGUUCAAAAACAUUGAGAUAUUAUGUUGUAUUUCUGAUCAAUUGGUAUCAAUGUAUUUCUUAUAUGAAGACUUAUAUUUGAUUCUUACCUCUGCAAUAUAAUCCAGUAUUGCUUCUUGUAUUUGACUUUCUUCAGUGUUGCUGUCAUACCAAUUGUCAGUCCUUUAUAAUAGCAAUAACUGUAUAUAUAUAUAUUGGAUAAAUUUGUUAAUGCCAAUAAUCUGUGCAUACUAUAACAAAUUUGAUUAUUUGAAGUGAUAUUUAAUAGAUUUUUUGCUUUUUAGUAAUUAUUUUAAGAAACUACCAAAGUAAAUGUAUAUUUCUUUUUCUUUUUUUUUUUUUUUUUGUAUUUAUGAGACUGACUGAUCAAUUUAUGUAAUUGUCAAGUUGUUAAAUUGAUUUUUUGUCAUAGCUAUAUCACUCAUCACAAUUUGAUAAAAAUGCUUAAACAUUGGAUGUUUACUUGAAAUUUAUUCGCAACAUGCAACUAUCAUUCUAAAUAUAUAACUAUCUUUAUAUUUUAUUAUUUUUAUUUUUUGUAUAAUAUCCAAUCAUACAUACUGUUGUAUAGAUUUACUAUUUUUUAUUUUUAUGUUAAAUUUAUGCUAUCAGUUUUGAACACAAUUUGUAAUAUAGAUUCUUCAAUUUAAGAAAUCAAAGCUAUCAAGUAAAAAAAAAAAAAAAAUAUUUUUUAUUUAAAUAUUAAGUUUUAUAUUAUUUACAAUCAGUUACUGCCUUUUUCUUAGUUGAUUGAAUACAAUAUUACUUUAUAAGUUUUCAUAUAAAAUUUAUUUGUAUUUGAAUAUGUAAUAAAACAUACAGAUUCCAGUCUUAGAGAUAAGUACUAAAUUACUGAUGUGCAUUUAAUUUGUUCUACAAAAAAUACUCAAGUUUUUAUUAUGGAUAAAGAAGGUUAUAUCUGAGCAAUGCUAAAAACAUGCACAAUUUAAUUGAAUUAUAGAAAGCUUCCAUUUAAUUAUAGAUAAGAAAAUUAAUCAUUUAUCUUUCUUUAGAUGGAUUAGAUUUCUGUUAUAGUAAAUUUAUUUAUUAAUGAUUUUUUUUUGUAUAUAUAGAUACAUGUACAAGGGAAUUAAAACAAUACAUUUUGUAAUAAACAAUGCACAUUUAGAGUGUGCUUAACACCUUUUAUGUUUGUAAGGUUACAAAAUGCAAAUGGAUCAAUCAUCAAGCCAUGAGUUUUAUUAGAUGAAUAUUAUCAGACAGUACAUUUUCUUUAAAAAACAUUCUUGUUUUAUUUUAGAUAGAUAAUGUAUCACACAAUACUUCGUAAGAUCGUUGUAUGAAUUUCAAAUGUAUAUAAUAACAAAGACACCAAAAUAUAUGCUCAUAGAGCAACACAGUUUUCAAAAGUGAAUAUUUACAUAGCUGUAUUGAUGGAAUUCUUUUAUCAAUUUUCAUAACAUUCAGAAAAUACAGAAAAGGCACUAUGAUAAAUUCUUUUAUUCUAAAUGCAUAUAAAAGUACUAUUAAUGUACAAAAUGGUGAUAGGGAUCAUUAAGAAACAAUUUCAUAUUGUAACUUAUGUGAUAAUAAUCUAAUAAGAAACAGCAAAUUUGGCUGAAUAUAAGCAAUAUUUUACUAAUCAUGACAAACGUUAAUUGUUACUUUAUUUAUUUGAGUAAAAAAUUUAUAAAAAGAAUUCGACUAUUAUAUAAAUAAAUAAUUAAAUAAAUAAUCGUAUAAAGAUAUCAAAAUUUUCUCUGAUUCUGUUACAUAUAUGAGAUUGUUGUGGAAAGCAGGAUGCAUGUCUAAUAUAAAAAUAUUGAAAUAAUAUAAUGUAGCAUUUCUGAUAAACCUAUUGAUAUAUAUAUUAUUAUAUUAUUCUCCAUUAAUUUUUUUUUUUUUUUAUAUAACAUUCUCUAUGAACACGUGAAAAACUGCCAGUCAUAGCAUAUUUUUUAAUUAGUUUGUAAAUCAAAAGAAUUCAUUAUAUAGAAUGUAAGUUGUAUUCGCACGUGCAUUGUUUGCUAUCGUGCCUGAUCGAGAACACACCAAUACAAUUCUGUUAACAGAUUUAUAUAUUUCAAAUGGUACAAAUUACUAUAAAAUAAUAAAAUUAUAGCUAUAUAUACCACAAAAUGCUGUGUUUCUCCAAAUUAUAAAUUGAUAAAUAGAUAUAUUGUAUGAUAAUCUGCAAAGAUAUAUCUAGUAUAGUAUAAUUUUAUUUGAAGGAGAGAUGAAUAUAAUUAUAAAUCAAUAUAAUGUUUCAUGUUAACUUAUAUCCAUUCAUUAAUUCUUCUAAUUUUUGUAAAAUAAUUUUAUUACAAGCAUUUAUUUCUUUAAUCAUGUCAGAAAUAUAUAUUAAAAGUUAUAUCUUACAUACAAUUUGCAAAAUAAUGUUCACUAAGCAAGACUGGCCUAGGUUUAAGAUUUAAAAAAUAUCAACAUACAUAAAACACACACAUAUUUCCAUUAGAACAUUUAUCAAUAAUUACAUGCAUCAAUUUGUUUAUAGAAAAAUAUAGAGUUUACAUUUACUGAAAGAUGGUUUCAUGAAUAAAUAUGAGAAUGUGAGAAUGUUACGGAAA